Penicillium lagena is the source of this 1995-nucleotide messenger RNA. Its product is annotated as putative glucokinase regulator family protein. Gene Ontology annotation, molecular function: carbon-oxygen lyase activity; fructose-6-phosphate binding; enzyme binding. Lineage: Eukaryota; Fungi; Ascomycota; Eurotiomycetes; Eurotiales; Aspergillaceae. The record is from RefSeq and is a predicted model, not a curated record. Gene Ontology annotation, biological process: negative regulation of glucokinase activity; amino sugar catabolic process; glucose homeostasis. The transcript is spliced from 4 exons. Bases 1 to 1995 code for a protein of 664 amino acids. Gene Ontology annotation, cellular component: nucleoplasm; cytosol; mitochondrion.
AUGGAUCUCAGCAAUCUGUCGCAGCUGCAGACCGAAGGGGUCAAUCCCCGGACUUCGCACAUUGACCGCUUGUCGACCAUUCAGAUGUGCACUGUCAUUAAUGCCGACGACCACCUGGUAGCGGAAAGCAUUGCGCCUUGUCUACCCGUGAUUGCCGAUGCCAUUGAUGCACUGACUCCACGGGUGCGAGAUGGUGGCAGAGUGGUGUAUGUCGGCGCGGGGACGAGCGGGAGGCUCGGCAUCCUGGAUGCAUCAGAGAUUCCGCCCACUUUUGCCGCACCUCGAUCCCAAUUCGUUGGCCUGAUUGCCGGCGGCGAUGCGGCGAUUCGGGAGGCACAGGAAGGCGCAGAGGACAACGAGCAAGCAGGCGAGGCGGAUCUGGUAAGCCUCAACCUUGACCCUGCGCGAGACUGUGUCAUCGGUAUUGCAUCUUCGGGGCGCACUCCCUAUGUCCUCGGGUGUCUUGCAUUUGCCAAGCGGCUGGGAUGCCUCACGAUUGGGGUCGCGUGUGCUGCUCCCUCGGCCAUGGCUUCAUCGGGAAACGUGGACUACCUCAUUGCGCCCCUUCCAGGGCCGGAAGUGAUCACUGGCAGCACUCGACUCAAGGCAGGCACUGCGACAAAGCUGGUUCUAAAUAUGCUUAGUACUGGCACGAUGAUAAGAACCGGCAAGACCUACGGCAAUAUGAUGGUCGAUAUGGUGGCAUCAAAUCUGAAGUUGAAGCAACGAUCUCGCAACAUGUUGCGCAAGCUGAGCCCGAAAUGUGGUGGCUGGUCAGAUUCCGAAUUGGAUGCCCUCCUUGUCAAGUGCAACGGCAGUGUAAAACUCGCUAUUCUGACUGCCGAAACGGGUCAGUCAGCCGAAGAUUGUGCUCGACAGCUCGAGUGUGUAGGAGGAGUGCUGUCAGAAGCUCUCAUCAGACCUGAAGGGCCACAUUGGUCCGCGAUGCCCGCUCGGAAGUUCGUCCUGUGUGUUGAUGGUGGGGGAACGAAAUGCGCAGCUGUUGUGGCAGAUGAUACUGGCGUUAUUGGCCGUGGGUCUGCUGGCCCAUGCAAUCUAACCGAUAACAUUGGUGGCAUGGACGGAGCUAUGGCCACUUUGUUUGACACCAUAAAAAGUGCGCUAGAAGAUCAGCUACCAGCAGGUGCGGAAUUCACAGAGUCCAUGUGGAAGGAGUAUAUUCGGACAUGCUUCCAUUCCGUCUGGAUCGGUCUUGCUGGCUUGGAUCGGGCUGGAUUCUCCGUCAAUUUGGCACCUAAACUAGAAGAACUGUUUGGGCUGGAUUACAACGCUGGUCAGAUCCGUUUGACCAAUGAUGUGGAUCUCCUAACUGCGGCAGUUGCAACCAGCCAUCAUGCACCCGCAGCCGUCGUCUUGAUUGCGGGAACUGGGAGUGUGGCCAUGCGGUACACCUGGGCUGCCAAACAGGGGUUUGUCCGAGUGGCUCGAUCAGGUGGCUGGGGCCAUCUCCUGGGCGAUGAAGGUGGAGGCUACGCCAUAGGGUUAGAAGCGAUCAAACACACUUUGGUUGUUCUAGAAGAGAUAGCCCUAGGCCUACGAACACAAGAGUUUGGCGAGUUGGAAGAGGGAGUGGUCCAACAGCUCGGAUGCCGGGCCAUAGCGGACAGUAACAUCGACCUUUUGAACGCUGUGCUAUGUCAUCGCAGUGACAAGAGUGUGAAGGCCCGAAUUUCCACCAUCGCGCAGACCGUGCUGAAUCUGGCCGGGUUCAACGAGACUGCUACAGCUAUUGUCGAAAAUCAAGUCGCAUUUCUAGUCAAUAACACGUUCGUUCGGCUGUUCGACCCCAGAUGUCGCGAGUAUACUCCUCCCGAGGAAUGUGAACUGGUACUCUCAGGAGGAGUGAUGAGACAUGCGGAAUACCAGAAAGCACUGCAACGCCGUCUUGCCGAUCGAGGUCUGCGCUUCCGAUCGACGGAAAUAGUUGACGAUGCGGCAUCUGCAGGAGCCAGAUACCUCAUUGAGAGGAAAUAG